AAUUUCAUAGGAGUUUGUGAGCCACGUGGAGUGCGAUAAGAUCCGUUGAACCUAUAAACUUUCCUGAGGCCAUCCUACCAGGAGAAAUAUGUGAAAUUUGUAAAAUUAUUAUCGCUUCUUAAUACAUUUUCAAAAACAACUUUUUGCGCGAUCACUCACACAAACCAUUGACAAGUUUCACUUGCAAUGCACUAAAACGUGUUCAUGAAAAGGCCGGACUUACUGAUAUCACUGAUGUAAUGUAUUGUAUUAUUCAUGUAAUAACCGUGUGUCAUUCAUGUGAUGACAUAGGUACGGCUAUCUUGGAAUGCCAGGGGCUGCCAUUGACUUGACGUCGUUGAGCGGAUUUAUUGAGGAGUCUACGUGUGUUAAAUGUAUCUGUCAUUGCCAUGGGCAGCGGGAUCGAUUGACAGCCACGGAAAUAUUUAAUAUAUUUGGACGAAGGAAUGACUCGGAGCCAGUUUAUGGGCUCAUCGACAUAGAUCUACCGAAAAGACAUAAACGUGGUGCUGGUGGUACGAAGCGUAUUUGCAUACCGUUCAGCAAUGGCAUGAAAAAGUGUAUGAAUUUGAAAGCGACGGAGAGCAUUUUGGCGAAUGAAAAUACUCCUGUGUUGUUCGCUCGAAGUACGCAGGACGGAAAGGUUACCUACGCUACUGACCAGACCUUGCAGAUGCUGGGGAAAUUCACUUUUUAUCAGGAUCCCGUAGCAAAGGCAGCAGUUGUUCACUUCCAUCGGACGAAUAUAAUUGAGGGAUUCUUGGACUACUAUUAUUUCCAGCACGACGAUCGUCAACUCAGACAAAAAAGACGAGCAACUAGAUACAAACUGCUUCCAGUAAACUAUACCCGUCCAAUCACUAAAGGUAUACGAAGGAAAGGCCAAAAAGACCAUCGCAUCGGCAAACGAGGACUUCGCAUAGAUCCAGUUCCCGAAGUUGUUUAUCCCCAGAUAUUGAUGCAACUGGAGCGCUCUGACGUGCGAAAGGAUCCAUUGAAAGCACUGAGACAGGCUUUGGCGUAUUGGAAUGCGAUAGACAUGCUCUACAGCGAUCUACACCAGCCGCGUGUGCAGCUCAAUAUUGCCGGCUUCAUAGUACCUCAGGAUGAUUUCUGUACACCCUGGGUCAGAAAAGCCCGCUUCCGCGAUGUUACCGAUUACAUCGAUAGUAGCAAAGCAUUGAGGGCACUAGGAAAACACUUUAAAGAGAACGAGGCUGUAUUUGGUAGAGAGUCAUUUGACUACUUCUUCAGUUUCGUCGGGAUUGCUCUGGAUGCAACUCACAGGAUGUUGGGAGUGGCAAACGUCAAUGUUCCAUGUGCUUCGAGAGGCGCUCAAGUUGCUUUACUCCAGAACGAUCUGCAGAACUACGUCGUCGGUGCUCACGAACUUGGUCAUCUUCUUUCAGGUGACCAUGAUGAUGAAACGGCGUGUAAGCAAAUGCUGGGAAUCAUGGGUGCAUAUGUGACUGGGUCUCCGGACAAUUUAAAAUGGUCGUCGUGUACCAAAGCAUCUUUCCAGAAAUUUUUUAGGAACAAGGCGAGCCGAUGUCUCGACAGUUGUCCUAAGACAAAGCCAAAUUGUGGAAAUCAACCUAGUAAUUUUCUGGACAAUAUGCCAGACUGUUUGAAGUCGCCUGCACGAGAAUGCGAACAACGCGUUGGGAAAGCUUACUCAGGGCAUAUGACAUGUAAAUACGGCGCAGUAUGUAUUGAGAAGAACAAAUCACCGAUGAAUUAUUGCAAGAUACAACCACUUCCCUCAGGAAUGAAAGAAACCUGUGAAAUGUAUAACGGUUUUGUAGCAGCUAAUAGUCAUCUUCUUGCAGUUCAAGAUGGGACAAUAUGCAAGUCGUCAAAGUCUAAUACACUGUCGGCCUGUUAUCGUCAAAAGUGCGUCCCGGUCGGUACGAAGAUCCCUAUGUGUAACGUUUAAAGUCUAGGACCUUCAACUGGUCGUGUGUUAUUGUAUAUUACUGUAUAUUAUUAUGUAAUAUUAGUCGUAAAAAAUAAAAUGUGCCAUUCCCAAAAUUGGCUCUCUUCUGCCUUCUUAUCAGUC
Molecule: messenger RNA, 2059 nt
Organism: Diachasmimorpha longicaudata
Lineage: Eukaryota; Metazoa; Arthropoda; Insecta; Hymenoptera; Braconidae
Exons: 15
Coding region: 308-1936 (542 amino acids)
Biological process (GO): proteolysis
Molecular function (GO): metalloendopeptidase activity
Source: RefSeq, a predicted model, not a curated record